Molecule: messenger RNA, 8882 nt
Organism: Odocoileus virginianus texanus
Lineage: Eukaryota; Metazoa; Chordata; Mammalia; Artiodactyla; Cervidae
Source: RefSeq, a predicted model, not a curated record
UUUGUCAGCGCACUCGGCCGGGAGAGCUCUCAUUUCCUCUCAGCCUCGUGCGGGAAAUGGAUUUAAUUCUGACAGCAGAGCUGUAAGGGACGAGUGGGAACGAAAGCCUUUUGUCAAGGAGUGGCAGCCUCUGUUGUCUGUGAUUACCACUGACGCGGAGAAGCUGCGCUGCUGGUGGAAUUCCAGGCAGCUCUGGCCAGUGCGCGGCUGCAGGAUGGGUAGAAAACAGUGCUCUGCAGAUUAGCUGGGUGCAUUUAUCAAGCAGCUCUCCCAAAGAAAGCCAGCCAACAAAACAAGCCCCCAACCACCCGCAGCCGAGGACCAGAGAUGGAGCAGAUGCCUUGCAGGAGUUUCUACCCGGAUGUUUGAGGUCCUAUAGAUGUCAUCGAGCCGGGCAGUGGAGCGGAGUGUGCAGGCUGAGUGCUGAGAAGAGGCAGCCUGGGGCAAGGCUGCUCCUACCUCCUGGGAUCCAGGAGUGGACUGCAAACCCGCCAGGACGAUGAGUGAAGAGGCCGUCCCCGAGGCCGCCUCCCCGCCGCCCGCCCAGGGCCAGCAGCAGUACUUCGACCGCUUCUCUGAGGACGACCCCGAGUACCUGCGCCUUCGCAACCGCGCGGCCGACCUGCGGCAGGACUUCAACCUGAUGGAGCAGAAGAAGCGCGUCACCAUGAUCCUGCAGAGCCCGUCUUUCAGGGAGGAGCUGGAAGGCCUCAUCCAGGAGCAGAUGAAGAAGGGGAACAACUCCUCCAACAUCUGGGCCCUGCGGCAGAUCGCGGACUUCAUGGCCAGCACCUCCCACGCAGUCUUCCCAACAUCUUCCAUGAACUUCUCCAUGAUGACGCCCAUCAAUGACCUCCACACAGCCGACUCCUUGAACCUGGCCAAGGGGGAGCGGCUCAUGCGGUGCAAGAUCAGCAGUGUCUACCGCCUCCUGGACCUGUAUGGCUGGGCCCAGCUGAGCGACACCUACGUGACGCUGAGAGUCAGCAAGGAGCAGGACCACUUCCUGAUCAGCCCUAAGGGAGUCUCUUGCAGCGAAGUCACAGCCUCCAGCCUGAUCAAAGUGAACAUCCUGGGAGAGGUGGUGGAGAAGGGCAGUAGCUGCUUCCCUGUGGAUACCACGGGCUUCUGCCUGCACUCGGCCAUCUACGCUGCCAGACCCGACGUGCGUUGCAUCAUCCACCUGCACACUCCAGCCACGGCAGCGGUAUCAGCCAUGAAGUGGGGCCUCCUGCCCGUGUCCCAUGACGCCCUGCUGGUGGGGGACAUGGCAUAUUAUGACUUCAAUGGUGAGAUGGAGCAGGAAGCUGAUCGGAUCAACCUGCAGAAGUGCCUUGGACCCACCUGCAAGAUCCUGGUGCUAAGAAACCAUGGAGUGGUUGCUCUGGGUGAUACUGUGGAGGAGGCAUUUUAUAAGAUCUUCCACCUACAGGCUGCGUGUGAGAUACAGGUGUCCGCUCUGUCCAGUGCGGGGGGUGUGGAGAACCUCAUCCUGCUGGAGCAGGAGAAGCACCGGCCUCACGAGGUGGGAUCUGUGCAGUGGGCAGGAAGCACCUUCGGGCCCAUGCAGAAGAGUCGGCUGGGGGAGCACGAGUUCGAGGCCCUCAUGAGGAUGCUGGACAAUCUGGGUUACAGAACAGGCUACACCUACCGCUAUCCCUUUGUUCAAGAGAAAACCAAACACAAAAGUGAGGUGGAGAUUCCAGCCACCGUCACUGCCUUCGUGUUUGAGGAGGACGGCGCCCCAGUGCCUGCUCUGCGGCAGCAUGCCCAGAAGCAGCAGAAGGAGAAGACCCGCUGGCUCAACACGCCCAACACCUACCUGCGGGUCAACGUGGCCGAUGAGGUCCAGAGGAGCAUGGGCAGCCCUCGGCCCAAGACCACAUGGAUGAAGGCUGACGAGGUGGAGAAAUCCAGCAGUGGCAUGCCCAUACGGAUCGAAAACCCAAACCAAUUUGUGCCUCUCUAUACUGACCCCCAAGAAGUGCUGGACAUGCGCAACAAGAUUCGAGAACAAAACCGACAGGAUGUGAAGUCGGCAGGGCCCCAGUCCCAGCUGCUGGCCAGCGUCAUCGCGGAGAAGAGCCGAAGCCCGUCCACAGACAGCCAGCUGAUGUCCCAGGGCCAGGCGGAUGCCAAAGACGAAUCCGAGGAGACGGCGCCCAACCCCUUCAGCCAACUCACGGACCAGGAGCUGGAGGAGUACAAGAAGGAGGUGGAGAGGAAGAAGCUAGAACUGGAGGGAGAGAAGGAGCCUGCCCCAGAGGAGCCCGGCUCCCCUGUGAAGUCUGCACCUGCUUCUCCAGCUCAGAGCCCAGCCAAGUCCGAGCCGAAGAGCCCUCUGGUCUCUCCCUCCAAAUCUGUGGACGAAGAGGCUAAGCUGACGGAAACAAGCAAAGCCCCCACAGAGCCGGAAGUGACGCAGCCGGAAGGAGUGGUGGUCAACGGGAGAGAGGACGAGCAGACGGUGGAGGACUCCCUCAGCAAAGGCCUCAGCCAGAUGACCACCAAUGCUGACACGGAUGUCGAUACCUCCAAGGACAAAACCGAGUCUGUCACCAGCGGCCCCAUGUCCCCAGAGGGCUCGCCUUCCAAGUCUCCCUCAAAGAAGAAGAAGAAAUUCCGCACCCCAUCCUUUCUGAAGAAGAGCAAAAAGAAGGAGAAAGUGGAGUCCUGAUCCGCAGUCCCCUGGGGCUCCCAUUUGUGUCUCCCCUACCCCUGCCCCGCCUUCUCCCAUCUCUGACCCUGGAGGCGUGGGGCCGAGGAGGGAUCGAAUAGGCCCUGGAUCACACUCCGAUGGGAAACUUAGAGAUUGUCCCCCCCUGCCCCACAUUGUCCCUCUGCCCCACAGAAAUCAGGUGACUUUCCCAAGGUCACUCAGCUAGUUCAAGGCAGAGCUCGCACUAGAAUUCACGUCUUCUGGCUCGCGGUCCUGUGCUCCUUCCAGACACAACACUGCCUAGUUGUGGGCCACCCUCACAAGGAUGCUGCCCCUGAUCUGAGCCCAGGGCAAGGGGCCAAAGCCGGCCGCCAGCUCUCACCAACCAGGCCCCAUUCAGACAGGCUGAGGCUUCCCAGAGCAAGGUCCUUGUUCUUGUGGGAACCCAGUCUCUUGCUGAUGGAGCUAUCACUAUAUUUAGAAAUCUCUCUUCUCUUUCCUGUAGGGUAAUGGCCCUGCUGCUCACAGUACCCAGACAAAUGGACCUGCCCCCUCCUCCAGAAGUUAAUCCCUGUUCCCAAGGGCUGAUGGCUUAGCUUGUGCUUCCCCAACCACUAACCCUGAGCUUUCUUCAUGGAACCUCUGGAAUGAUGGCCGGAACAGUUGUAAGAGUGGGCAGGCAUGAGGGCAGCCAGGUCAACCACAAAACAGGGGAUGGUUUGAUCAAUAUAAGAAGCCAGGGACUUAUCACAUUUGAAUUGUGCAUCUCAGGCGCUUGAAAACUAAGACCAAAUUUAGCUUAGAAAAAAACUCGUCUCAUGCUCAGGGCUGAAAUUUGGGGAAAUUUUGAUCUUCUGUUAGCUUUGGGUUGUACAAGGAGGAUCAGGACAGUGUGGAUAUGUGACGCCUUUCCAGCAUUCCUGACACUUGAGCAACACUGCUUGUCUGGUUUGCCUCUGGUCCAGCAUUAGGGGUCCCCUGACUUUCCCUCAAACCUAGAAACCCUGGCUCAUAGCCUGGAACUGGCAUCUUACCCUUGGCCCCUUGACCUUUGCUCCUCUGGGUUAUGGGUCCAGCAGAGGAGAAUGAGGUGAGCUCUUCAGGAUUAAUCCUCUUGGAUCAGCUUUCAGAGAAAGGCUUGGGUGUCCCUGGCCUUGUCACUGUCUGUCCAUCCAUCCUAGGACCUGUAAGAGCCACAGCUAUUUUUGAAAUGCCAUCACUAUCUUUCAUACCUUUCGGUGGGACAUUGAUCUAUGAGCAUUGUUGGCUCCUAAAAAAUAGACAAUCCAUUCUCUUUUAAGCACAGUGUCUUCAAAGAAUAUUUUCCCUUUCUGUCCUGAAUAUUGUCAAAGUAUUUUUGAAAGUUCUUGAUCAUAGUUUUCUGCUUUUGAGCACUUACUACACACACACACUCACACACAUACACACACACUAUGCAGGCUUCACAUACACUAUAUCCUUUAACUCUUGAGACAGUACUGUGAUGUGGGUCAGAUUAUUCCAAUUUAAUGGGUAUGAAAACUGAGCCCCCCAAAAGAUAAUUGACUUGUUUCAGUGACUUGGCUAGAAAGAUCCAGAGCCUGGGUUGAAUCCAGGUCUGUCAGAGUCAGAGCCUUUGCACUUAGCAGCUGUGAUGAUCAGAAAACUUUACUUCCCAAGAGUGGUUGUUUUAGUCCAGGACUGUUUCGUUUCUGCAACAGGUUCUCCACUGCAUAAGUGAAGGUGGGAGACCACCCACCUUUUCUCCCAUCAGUGCAAAGUAAGUUCCUGGUGACUGUCGGCUGUGGCUGGGCUAGUGUGGACUUCUGACAAAGGAGAGGCCAGAGCCUUCUGGUUGGGGCCAGGAGUACCAUCCAUAGUUGGUAAGGAUAGGGCGAAGAAAUGAAACUGACACAUCACUAAAGAAAGCCCGAUACUGGGUGUCCCUAGAGCAGAUUCCUAACUGCUGCCCAGACUCCUCUGUUUUACUUCUGAGUCAAAUCUUGUGAUGGACGACCCAGGUCAGAAACGUCUGUGAUGUGGGAAAUGCCUUUCAAAGCCAAUCCUUUGAUGCCUUCUUUUAAGGAAAACUAUUUCACAUCCAUCCAUUCAUCCUGAUAUUUGUUAAGGAUCCACUUAGCAGCAGGCACUAUGCUGACAUUAAAAGAAAACAAUCGUUGUGACUAGAAUAGUCAGUGGCAGGUGGUGGUAAGAGCAAGGUAGGAUGGACACAGCCACUGGUGCAGCUUUCUCUGUUUGAGUGACUGUAGCUCAAAGAAUCUUGACUGACUCUUUGCUUUCAACAAAUUCUCUCCAUUCUCUUUACAACAGGGAGGCCUCAUUUAGAUGAACGUGCCUUGCAGGAGUUUAUGCCGUGGGGCCACCUCAUAUCCAUCCAUCUGUUCCUUCUUCAUGUGUUCAAAAACCAUGCAUGAGCUUGGGUCAUGGGCCAGGCCUGAGGACUGUCCCUGCCCAGAGGAGGUCUCCCAAGUCUAGGAGGCAUGUUACAGAAUAGGCAAGGGUGUGGAGGUGGCAUAAGGAGGCAUCAAUUUACUAUCUUCCAGGCCAGAGAAACCUUCCUGCAAGGAGUGAUGCUUGAGUUAGGUUUUCAGAACAAAGAGAAAUUUUCCAGGAGGACAAGAGGCUGAGCAGGACAAUGGUGAUAGUUGAAGUGCAUGUGCAAAGGCCUGGAAGUUUGGAAUGUCAGGUGUGUCCAUGGAGUGAUUCAAUGUUGCUGGGACAGACAGUGUGAGGUGGGAGGUGGGCUUCAGUUCAUGGGUGAGCAGGGUGGAUUAUAAAGAAACUGGUAGAAGGUGUGAGGGAGCUAGACUUCCUCAUGUACAGUGUCUGGAGCUGCUGAGGGCUGUGGUCAGGGUAGAUCAAGAGCAGGUUGCAUUUUAGAAAAAUUCCUUUGGUGGCUGAGUGGAGAAUGGAGUGGAGGGCGUGGGGGGCGGGGUGGUGAUGCGGGGACAGUGCUGGAGGAUUGGGAGGACUCCAUGAGGAGGAAUUUCUGAAACAUCAGCGCCGAAACAGGUGUGGUAAGCUGCCUUACACUGCCUUUAUCUUUAUAGCAAAUAGUGAGCUUGCAGUGCAGAAUUCAUUCCCAUGAAAUUCUCUGGAGAAGGCGUCUGAUGAGAACUUUACAGUGAGGAGAAGGGAUAGUCAAAGAGCUAGUGCUCAGUGCAGUUUGGGGUUCUGUUUUGUCUCGGGCUAGAGUUGCUAGGAGAGCUGCGGUGUCCCGCAGUCCUUUUCUCCUCCCCUCGCGAGUGUAGGAAAUGCUGGUGGGGCUCAGAGGCCGUGCUCUGAGUGCUACAGAAGCAGGCGUGGGGGCCAAACAAGACCACAGGCUCUUAGGAUGAGAAGAAGGGACGUGUUCUUUGGCUCUGAAUAAAAGUUUGGCUGAAUACUUUGACCAGUUUUCUGUCUGGAGAAAAUGUACAUAUGGGAAGCUCAAAAUUGUUAGGCCAUAGGAUAGUUUCCAGUAAAGUGUAGCUAUACAAUGGAAAAGGAUGAGAAAGUGUAGACAAACAAGCUGCGGUCUGGAGGCUGAACUGGGGAGUGGAGUGGUUUCUGAGCCUGUUUCCUUGAGAAGACAGGCAGGUGUGGGAGUGAGGAGGCAGAGGGAGAGAUGCUUGUGGAGACGCAAGCUUGGCCUCAGUGGCUCUCUGUGCAUGGGCUGGCACCCAGCAGUGACGUGUGAGAGCAUGCACAAACUUCCCUGAAACUUUACAAAAAGCGCUGCAAAGAGACCAGCACAGAUCUGUGCUCCAUAAGAGCCUCCAGACCUGACCCAAGUCACUGUCUGACUUUGGCCAGGUUAUACAGAUAAAAGUAAACUCCCUCUACGCUCCUGUAAAGAAGAUGGUGUUCUUCUAUAGAGAGAUGAAUUCUUUUUAAAGGACUUGGUGGGAGGGAGCUGGAUAAGAAGCCUGGUCCAGUAGGAACCCCACUGGGGAGCAUCACUCUUAGACCACUGAUUUUCCAUGGAGCCCAGCCUCUGCCCCCUGCCCAGUGGUAUGUCGGUCACUCCUGAAUGGGGCAAGACAGUCAUGCAUGUGGCUCGGGGCUGUCAUCACAGAGGACUCCUACAGUCAACAUGGGGAGAAGGGCCAUGGGGCCACUUCUCUGGUUGCUGUGGGUUUGAGAGAACCAUUCACCCAACAGCACAGUUCACUUCUGAAAGCCUAGAAGAUGGAAAAGAAGGGUGGAUUUUUCCAUGGAGGUAGGCAGAGGGGCGGAUGGACACAUAGCCCACCCUCAGCCUCUGUGCCAUCUUUUGCAUGAGGAUACAUUUUAUGCUGUAGCUCCAGGCAGGAGUAUGCAGUUUUUGUCUAUUGAACAAAUGAAAAAAGUUACUGCCUUCCCCCAGGAUCCUCAUGUGGGCCAGUGGCAACCCUCGAGGUGGCUGUACUUUGCAGUUGUCUCUCUGAACGCAGAAGAAGCAGGUCCUUUUACAUCUUCUGUACCACAUGAGCUCAAGCCUAAGAUGAUAACAUUUAAAGAGUCUGAGAAGGAAUGAAGGAGGGGACACAUCUGUGCUCUCCACCUCCUCAGAAACGACAGGGAUCCUCACAGUUGAAAACCUGGAGGGACGUUCUGUGACCACAGCUCCACAUCUGUUCUGAGAGGGGUGCUUUAGAGUGUCAGAGGCCUGAGCUGACUCAUGUGCUCGUUGGCUGUUUAUCUGUGGGCAGGUCCACGGGUGCCACAAUAUGAAAAAUGUGCACAGUACACAGUAGGGUGAUGAGCGCCAGACCUCCUGUCUAGGCAUGGACGUGACCUCCUUUUUACCAGAACUGAGUGCACAGGUAGAGGCCUGUCACCCAUGCACACCGAUCCCUCUUCAGCCUCGCACAGUGAGAAGCCACCUUACGCAGGACUCGGCAUGAGGGUUCCAGGCGGGGUGUCCCUCUCGACCCGAGAAAGCACCUUGCAUUCUUUUCAUAUAGACAGGCUUCUCCUUUUGGGAAUGAUGAGGGAGAAUCUUCGGUUAGGGUUUUCUUAGAAGUGUAGAAGUUGUGGUUCGUGUUGGUUUGUACUUAGGUGGUAUGAAGUUUUGCCAAAUUGAUAUUUGGUGACCUUUGCCUUCAAGAUUGCCCCCAGAGUUGAGUCAUCACUAUGAGACAUUGGGGCCUGAAGACAGAGAAGGGGUGGUCGCCAUUACUGAUGUGAGGAGGGACUUGGGCGAGGCUGGCCUGGGGAAGUACCAGUGGCUGCCCCCGGAUAGUCAGCCCCUGACAUUUCUCACCCACUCUUCCCAAGCAGCAGUGAUGGAUAAACCCCCCUCACUCUUAGCAGUGUGAAGAAAAUGAGGCCUUGAGGGGAUUGGUAGGAGAAGAGCAAGAAAAGCCCUAAUCUCUUUUCCCCAGAAUCUUGUAUAAUUCUGAGACAUGCAAAGGCAAGAUCUUCUCUUUGAAAGUGAACCAGAAGGAGGAAGACAGGUGGACCCAGGACAGGGGCUGCAUUAAGUACAUCAAAGCCUUCAUAAAAUGGGAAUAGAUCUUGGGGACCCCAACCCCUACAUUUCAACUCUACCCCAUGCCUAUCAGUCCUGCUUUGUGGGUGAUUGAUCUCCACAGGCUGCUCCACCUUGAAACUUCUGUAAACUAUGCUACACCGCCGAGUCCCAGCCCUCUCCCAGUGCGGGGAGAAGGGGUGCAGAACUAGUCCUGAGCCUGGCUGGCCUGGCAGGGCACAGGGGCCCUGGUGGAGUGCAGUGUUCUCUAAAGCUGUGGAUGGUCUCGGUGAUACGUCUGUGUCUGACAAUCGUCUUCCCCUUGUACAUACCUGGUCUGUGUUUAGCUUUUCCUAGUAUUGUGAGGUUUCAAAUAGGGGUUCCAUGUAAAUACUCUUUCUGCUACUGAAAUGCCAGCCCCCGGAUUGUGCAUCCUCCCCACAAAGGGUUUUGCCUUUAUGCUAACACUUUUUGAGCCACUGGUGUGCAGAUUGACUAGUUUCUUGGGCUUUUAUUUUGCAAUUUUUAUAUAUAUACACACACACAUAUAUAAUAUAAUAUAUAUAUAUAUAUUUAUGGGUUGGUUUUGUACAGUUUUCUGUUUGAAUCUCUGAGCACCAAAGCUGCCCUUGGAUUUUCAAGAGAACUUUCCAAAGCCACUUGCUGAGCCCCCGCUGCUUUGGUGUUUGUGGUGCCAGGUGAUAUCUCUGCCCCUGGAUUUCUGUAUGUAUGUGCUGUUUUCUCACCUGCAGAUAUUACCCUAGUAAAUCUACCAUGCUUGGCUUCCCA